CUCUAGUCCAUGACCGUGUGCUUCAAGAAAAACCAGAAAACAGGCAUGCAAAUGUGAAAGCUUUUCCCUAUACAAAAUACAGCUAUUAAUAUUGGAGUUCUUCAUUCUCUCUCUCUCUCUCUCUUUCUAUCUACCCUUUUCUCUCUUUCAAAUCAAUUGACGAUUUCUUGAAUCAUUUCGCCUUUUUUAUUGAUGCCAUUUGAUGGGUUCUGUAUUUUCCUUUCUCCCAACGCGAAAAACCAUUCCAACCACCUCGAUUACACAAAUGGGUAUCGGAGAUUUACCGGAGGGUUGCGUAGCAGCGGUGUUAUCGCAUCUUGAUCCGCCAGAUAUAUGUCGACUCGCAACUCUAAAUCGAGCUUUCUACGGUGCUUCAUCUGCUGAUUUCGUUUGGGAAUCGAAAUUGCCUGUUAAUUAUGAAUUACUUAUCGAUAGGGUUUUUGAUAAUCCUCCGUUAGGGUUGUGUAUGAGAGAUAUCUAUUCAUUGCUUUGUCGGAAGAAUGAUAUUGAUGAUGGAACGAAGAAAGUUUGGCUGGAUAAAGUCACUGGAAAGACUUGUUUAUCAAUUUCUUCAGAUGGGUUGUCAAUGACUGGAAUAGGUGAUCGGAGAUAUUGGAAUCGGAUAUCAACUGAUGAAUCUAGGUUUGGGAAAAUUGCUUACCUUCAACAAACAUGGUGGCUAGAAGUAGACGGAGAAGUGGACUUCCCAUUCCCACCCGGAACCUACAGUCUAUUCUUUCGACUUCAAUUGGGAUAUAGCUCGAAGAGAUUUGGUCGAAAGAUAUGCAACGAUCAACAUGUUCACGGGUGGGACAUAAAACCUGUUCAAUUCAAAUUAUCAACAUCUGCAGGUCAGGAAGCCAUUUCACAUGUAUUCUUUGGAGAAACCGGAAAAUGGAUUCACCAUCACGUGGGUGAUUUUGUUAUCGACGGUUCUAGUGAAAAGACAAAGAUCAGAUUCUCGAUGACUCAAAUCGAUUGUACACAUACAAAAGGCGGGCUUUGUAUAGAUUCUGUUGCAAUUUACCCUAAGGAGAUUGAAGAAAGGUUGAAGCAUUGAUUUUUUUUUUUUUUUGAGAUUUUGCUUCUGUUAAAUCCUUUUUCAUAGGUAUUAGGAAUCAAGAGGUGGUGGAGAGAGGCAUAGCUUUUUUUUAUAUAUGCAAACUCUGAAAUUAGGUUAAGGAAACAUAAUAUGUUUCUUUUGUGUGUCUUUUUUUUUGUUCUUAUUUGGGAUUUGGAGGAUAUUAGGUUCUUUAAGUGUCUGUUUGGGUAUAGGUUUUUGUCAACUUUAUCUGAAUAUAAUGGAUUUACAUUGGCAUAA
This is a messenger RNA of Impatiens glandulifera, 1321 nucleotides long. Its product is annotated as F-box protein PP2-A12-like. Gene Ontology annotation, molecular function: protein binding. Bases 203 to 1060 code for a protein of 285 amino acids. The record is from RefSeq and is a predicted model, not a curated record. The transcript is spliced from 3 exons. NCBI's taxonomy places the organism in Eukaryota, Viridiplantae, Streptophyta, Magnoliopsida, Ericales, Balsaminaceae.